Molecule: messenger RNA, 1062 nt
Organism: Entamoeba invadens IP1
Lineage: Eukaryota; Evosea; Mastigamoebida; Endamoebidae
Product: protein phosphatase 2C, putative
Exons: 3
Coding region: 1-1062 (353 amino acids)
Biological process (GO): protein dephosphorylation
Molecular function (GO): protein serine/threonine phosphatase activity
Source: RefSeq, a predicted model, not a curated record
AUGAUCAGCGACUUCCUUUCAACGCCACUUGACAGCUGUGCACCACGAAUGGCAUACAGCGGCUCACCACGCGCACGAAAACCUGCAAUGUACAGAGGAACUCCCCCAACGUUCACUUCAACACUCCGAUGCGUCCAGUCUGGCUCCGACAUCGGGUUGCCGGGAGACAGUUGGGAGAUCCAACUCACACCCGACGGCAACGUUCAGAAAGACGGCCCUGUUGAUGGAAUUAUUGAUCUCUUUGCACCUCUCCCGAGAUUUUCCGUCGGUGUUGCACAGACGCGCGGUCUUCGCCAGUAUAUGGAAGACUAUGUCUGCAGCUGCCACUUGGAACGGAACAAAGACGUCAUCGGCGUCUUUGAUGGCCACAAUGGCGACCAAGCGGCGAAACAAGCCGCCACGCUCUUGGGUUCUUCAGUCAGAAAUUACAUGUUACUUGAUGACGUGCAUUUUAUCGACCUGUUCUGCCAUCUCCAUAAAAAGAUAGCCACCGAAACCGACAGCGGCACAACAGGUACAGUCCUUUACCUUGGACAAGACACAGUGAAAGUCGGCUUUGUGGGCGACUGUUCCGUCUUUUUGUUGGGUAAAGAUGGCAUCACACGAAUCACAAACCCGCAUCGGUGUGGCAUGGCGAUGGAAGAGAAGCGAAUUGUCGCAAAUGGCGGGCGGAUCGAGGAGGCAAGCGGUGUGAGACGGGUGAAUGGUGUCAUCAACGUGACCCGAACACUUGGUGAUAGAAACCUCCACCCACCACUCACAUUUGAGCCCGAGAUUGUUUCCAUCAAUGUGAAGAAGGGUUACAGCCACAUUGUGAUCACAACAGAUGGAGUCGAUACUGUUGACAUUGAAGAGAUGGAAAAAUUGAUCCGAAGAAGCCCUUCAAUGUCUAUUGCAGCUUCAUCCAUUCGAAACGAGGCGUUCAAACAAAAAAGUAAGGACAACAUCUCUGUCGUUGUUGUGGAUUUGAAAUUCAGCCAAUACGAAAGACGGACCACAUCGCCACUCGUCGACGACUUCUGUAUUCCUGGGACAGACGAACCAAACCCUUUCGACUUUUAG